Magallana angulata is the source of this 2222-nucleotide messenger RNA. RefSeq names its product acyl-coenzyme A diphosphatase FITM2-like. The record is from RefSeq and is a predicted model, not a curated record. The transcript has a single exon. Lineage: Eukaryota; Metazoa; Mollusca; Bivalvia; Ostreida; Ostreidae. Gene Ontology annotation, cellular component: endoplasmic reticulum membrane. The coding region runs from base 35 to 961 and encodes 308 amino acids. Gene Ontology annotation, biological process: lipid storage; lipid droplet organization; phospholipid biosynthetic process.
UUUUGACUAAUUGUCAAAUAUGUAAACAACCAAUAUGGCGUCCACCAGAGGAUCCACGAAGAAAAGUGCCGAUAAAACACAAGAAAAGAAGCCUGUCCCACCUCCUACGCACAUAGGAGAUUUUAUAGUAGUAUUUGUGAUGACAGUAUGCAAAAAAAUACUACUUGUAGACACAUCAGUAAAAAUAGGACUGUAUUUUGCCGGUGUCGUUAUUGGUUCAGUUUUGGCUGAUAUGAUUCAGCUUCCGAGAACUUACUUAUCCAACAAAGAUAAUGUAUUUAAUCAAUAUUUCGUCAAACUUGGCUGGGGAUGGACACUUUUGGUCUUAACAGCAUUUAUCACGCAGACAAGCUAUGUUUACUGCUUGGGGAAGACGAGUUCUGUAAAAAUUCACUUAUUGAGACUGUGCAUGGGAACAUUUUGGUGGUACACAAUGGUCUCUAUCAUAAAUUACAUUGAAAAUGUAGUUGGAGUUUGUUCUGGGAAAGGAAUUAUUGGGAAAGAUGCGUGCAUUAAAAAUGGAAAAUCAUGGUUAGGAUUUGAAAUCUCUGGACAUGUCUUCUUGCUAAUACACAACUUACUUUCCAUUUCUGAAGAGGUAAAAAUAUUUAAGGACUGGAAAAGACUUGGCGAAAUGUUUGAGGAUCCUGAUUUGCCAAAGAAUAAGGACAUAAAAAUGAGUGACUUUCUUCAGGGAAGGAAGAACUAUCGAGUUCUUACGCCAUAUAUUAACAUUACAGUUGUAGUUGCUGCUGUUUUUAUGGUGCUGUGGGAAUUCAUGCUGAUUAUUUCGACCAUAUACCGCUUCCACACCACUUCACAGAAAGUCACUGCAGUGUUUAUGGCUGUUGCAUGCUGGUUUGGAAGUUACAGGCUUAUUCUUGGAUAUUCUAAAACAGGAUCAUUGAAACUACUUCAAAAACCUGGAGAAAGUCCAAUGAAAUUCACUAAAGUUGGAUGAUUCAUACCAGUAAAUCCUUUAGUCAGUUGUCUUUUGAAUAUUUCCUAAAAUUCAGAUGGAAAGUUUUGUAUAUUCUUUCACAAUACCAUUGCAUGUACUUUUUAUGUGUGUUGCACCUUUGAUGUGGUUGAGAAGUCAAAGUAAUUUAUUAAGGUUGUAUGUUAAACAAAUGUUACUUACAUGUGCAUGAAUUGAGAGCUCUUGCUUGUUACUGAAGAUGGUAUCAUUUUAUUUUUAUUAUUUAAAGAUUUUUUUAUGGAGUUCAUUUGUAUGAGUUGUUUUAUUUUAAGGUAUAUUUAUAACUCCUGUAAUGACGUAUCAAGAACUUCUUGGUAAGUAUAUCAUUGAAAUCAGUGGUUAAAUAUAUAUCUACUGUACAAUUAAAAUAAAAGUGUUUGAAAUAUAAAGAUUUUUAUAAAUUAAAGAAAAAAUAAAACAGAGGGAUCAGUGAUGACAAUUUUUAGAAAAAGAGCUUAAAAGGAAAAACUUUUCUGUUACUUGAUUUUAGAUGAAGUUUCAUUAUGAAUGUUGUGCAAUAACAGUAUUUCUGUGCUAAUUAAAUCAAUACAAUAUGACAUAAUUUUUAAUGCCCUAUGAACUUAAAACAAUCAGAGUGAGAUACCUUAAUUCUGAUUUUAUUAAAUGUAUACUAAAGCAAUACUCUGUGCAUAUAGGAAUGAAGCAAUCCUGAGUCCCUCAUCUGAUGAUAAAGUUGCAAUAUUUUCGGGUUGUUGAUAUUAUAUUUUUACCUGUACUAAUUAUUUACUGAAUUAUUAUUCAUGUGUGUUUAUUAGUUUUUAUACAAUUGUCUGAAAUAGUUGUAGCUUGUUUAAAAUAACUUGAAUCAAUCUUAUUUAAAACCUGUAGAGGAAAUGGAUAAUUGUUUGACAUUUUGUACAAGUUCAAAUUGUUACCGUAGACGGUAUAUAUCGGUAGAUAAUAAAUUGUGAUUUCAUAAUAUUCUUUGAGCAUUCAACUUUUUAAUAAAAAUUAUUUUAUACGUGUAAUUAUUAAUGAAUAAUUUUAAAAAGAGCUAUCAACAUUAUUUCAACUGCAGUUUCACUCAGAGAAUGUUUUAUAUAUUGAUGUUCAGCAAGUAUAAGUAAUUGAUUACAAUUUAAACACAAAUUCAAACAUUAUGAAAGACCUGUUGAUACCAACAUUUAUUGUCUUAUAUUGUAUUCACAUGCAAGAUGUUGUAUUUCACUUUGAUCUUCAUUUAUUUUGUUUCCUAGUCAAAGAAAAAUCUUUACAAAAACAU